UCCUCCCAGCCCAGCACCAUGGAAGUGCCCCCCAAGAGCCCCGACGGGAGCGAGAAGUCCCCCCAGAGCAAGGAGCUGAUCCCCAGCAGCACGGGCAGCACGCUGUGCAUCAGCUCCCGCAGCGAGUCCGUGUGGACCAGCGCGCCCAGGAGCAGGUGGGACAUUUACCACAAGCCCCUCAUCGUGGUGUCCGUGGGAGCCGCCGUCUUCCUCUUCGGGGUGGUCAUCACCAGCCUGGCCUGCUUCCUCACCAAGCACAAGAAGGUUUACAAGAUGUCUGGCCCGGCUUUCCUGUCCCUGGGACUGAUGCUCCUGGUCUGUGGCCUGGUCUGGAUCCCCAUCAUCCGCAAGAAGCAGAAGCAGAGGCAGAAGUCCCAGUUCCUGCAGAGCCUCAAGUCCUUCUUCUUCAACCGCUGA
Molecule: messenger RNA, 417 nt
Organism: Motacilla alba alba
Lineage: Eukaryota; Metazoa; Chordata; Aves; Passeriformes; Motacillidae
Gene: PIRT
Product: phosphoinositide interacting regulator of transient receptor potential channels
Exons: 1
Coding region: 19-417 (132 amino acids)
Biological process (GO): positive regulation of cation channel activity; phosphatidylinositol-mediated signaling
Molecular function (GO): phosphatidylinositol bisphosphate binding; transmembrane transporter binding
Source: RefSeq, a predicted model, not a curated record